Molecule: messenger RNA, 132 nt
Organism: Plenodomus lingam JN3
Lineage: Eukaryota; Fungi; Ascomycota; Dothideomycetes; Pleosporales; Leptosphaeriaceae
Source: RefSeq, a predicted model, not a curated record
AUGGCUGGCCAACACUGCCUGAAUCAGACUUUGUUUCCAACAUUGAAUGGCGAAAGAUGCACUGGCAAUCUGGGGUACCGGUACAUGCCUGGUGGCAGUGCUAGUGAAGAUCUUCUCAGCCGCGAUACCUGA